Galeopterus variegatus (Sunda flying lemur) is the source of this 1222-nucleotide messenger RNA. RefSeq names its product crooked neck pre-mRNA splicing factor 1 (gene CRNKL1). Gene Ontology annotation, cellular component: precatalytic spliceosome; U2-type catalytic step 2 spliceosome; Prp19 complex. Gene Ontology annotation, molecular function: protein binding. NCBI's taxonomy places the organism in Eukaryota, Metazoa, Chordata, Mammalia, Dermoptera, Cynocephalidae. The record is from RefSeq and is a predicted model, not a curated record. Gene Ontology annotation, biological process: mRNA splicing, via spliceosome; spliceosomal complex assembly.
UCCGGGAGCCAGCUUGUUGUGGGAAAGCUUUGGGGCACAAACGAUCCCUCCGAGUGGGUUUCUAGAGUCCGGGAGAGGGGAGGCGGGCCUCCCGGGGGUCCGCUGCUGCAGACAUGGCGGCCUCCACCGCGGCUGGGAAACAGCGGAUUCCCAAAGUCGCCAAGGUGAAAAACAAAGCCCCGGCUGAAGUACAGAUAACUGCAGAACAACUCUUAAGAGAAGCUAAAGAAAGAGAACUUGAGCUGCUUCCACCUCCACCUCAGCAGAAGAUCACAGAUGAAGAAGAAUUAAAUGAUUACAAACUAAGGAAAAGGAAGACUUUUGAAGAUAACGUACGAAAAAAAAGGACUAUGAUUAGUAACUGGAUAAAAUAUGCACAAUGGGAAGAAAGUCUGAAGGAGAUUCAAAGGGCUCAAUCCAUAUACGAGCGUGCUUUAGAUGUAGACUAUUGAAAUAUAACACUCUGGCUGAAAUAUGCAGAAAUGGAAAUGAAGAAUCACCAGGUCAACCAUGCCCAAAAUAUCUGGGACCGGGCCAUAAUAACGCUGCCGCCCAAAAACAUGCUUAUUUUGCCCACGCAUGGAAAGUGUAUGAGAGAGCUGUCGAAUUCUUUGGAGACAAACAUAUGGAUGAACACCUUUAUGUCGCCUUUGCCAAAUUUGAAGAAAAUGAGAAAGAAGGUACGAGUGAUCUACAAGUAUGCACUGGAUAGAAUUUCAAAACAAGCCCAAGAACUCUUUAAAAAUUAUACCAUCUUUGAGAAGUUUGGUGACAGGCGGGGCAUCGAGGACAUCAUCGUGAGCAAAUGGAGAUUUCAGUAUGAGGAAGAAGUAAAAGCUAAUUCACACAAUUAUGAUGCAUGGUUUGAUUACUUGCACUUGGUGGAAAGCGAUGCAGAAGCUGAAACGCGAGAAGUCUAUGAAAGAGCCAUUGCCAACGUCCCACCCAUUCAGGAAAAAAGGCACUGGAAGUGCUACAUAUACCUUUGGGUCAACUAUGCUCUCUAUGAAGAGUUAGAGGCAAAGAGAACAGCCUCUACACAGAUCGACGAUAGCUGUAUACAAGCUGAACCCACUAAGGUAUCAUCAUGGUCUGGACGUUUUAUUUUCCAGGGAACUUCAAUAGGCAAAUGUACAAAUAACAAGUUAUUUAAAGCUUACAUAGAAUUUGAGCUACAGCUUCCGAGUAUUUGACAGAUGCUGGAAACUUUAUGAAAAGUUCC